This is a messenger RNA of Suillus paluster, 674 nucleotides long. RefSeq lists its product as uncharacterized. Lineage: Eukaryota; Fungi; Basidiomycota; Agaricomycetes; Boletales; Suillaceae. The record is from RefSeq and is a predicted model, not a curated record. The transcript is spliced from 3 exons. The coding region runs from base 252 to 470 and encodes 72 amino acids.
UUCAGACAAGAGGAGCGCCAUACAAGGAUCUGGACACCCUGACAUGCAAUCCUGGAAGGGCAACGUAAGUUGAACAAUUGAGCGAAUAACGGUUCUUGACAAGUUGAGUUAGUAUUUGAUCUCGGAGCUCCGUUGACGUUUAUAAGUAGUACUUACUUAUGCACGCAUACUUCCAAGUUUGCGUCCUUUCCUUCGCUCGGUUAAGUGCUUCGAAUGUGAUAAAUGUUCGAAUAACAAUGACUUGAAAUAACAUGCUCUUGACAUACUCCAACACGAUACUGCUCCUCGUGCUCGUCAUUCGUGCCAUCCUACUUCUGCUUGCUGCACGCCCUCGCGUGGCUGCUUUUUUCUACCUCUUUGCCCGGCACCGCUUGCCUUCAAGCAUUCAUGAUUGCUACACCACUCGUAUGGCUGCUUGCAUCUUUUUGCCCUUUGGUUACCCGCUAGAAGAGAAGAUAAAACUCAGUUAAAAUGUUGCUUGCAAUCAUUGUCUGUCUUCGACUGAUAGCACAACUAUAGAUUUCCCGUCAUUUACAUACUUUCAGUUGCAUAUUAUUGCAUACCUUCGCAACCGCUUAUUGCCUUUCGGGCACUGUCAACACCGAUUAUUUACACUAGCUACCAUAUUUUUAUGCACUUUGUGCAGUCACUUCUAGGAAAUCAAUCCUCAUCGA